UUUAGGGAUGUUCUUCGCUUGACUUGUGCCAGGCCGCUACAGUACGAGCACGAGCAAAAAAUAGGGGGUUUCCAUGCAGUCCCAGUACAGGCUCCGUCUCCGCAAAAUUGGGGGAAAGUGUAGGUACAGUAAGCCAAAGAGCCAUGUUAUCCGACUUUCCUAACGAACCUCCGAGAUGUGAAUUACUGCAGCUGCGUCAACCAAGAAACCGUUCUGCUGUUAUUACCACAUUUCCUAGAGAAAGUCCAAGUUUGAUGAUGGGUUGUAUAGAGAGAGGGUCUUGUCAUUGAUCAGUGGAUUUUCUUCUUCUUCUUUCUCUUUUCUCUCCGAAAUUCAAGAUACCUCCCUAUAGCAGGUGACCUCGAACACUUCAACCGUCUCGCCACCUUUUUUUGGUUCUUGUCAGCACGAAAGAGUCGUCGUGUUUUGUACAACCACCGACUACGAGUAUUGGGUUUUGGGGAGAAGGAUUGGUGAUUCGCCAACCACCGACCACUGACCGCAUCGGUUACCACACGCGCGCACGAGUACAAAUCUCAAUCACGACCGAGACCGCAGAAACCCAUACCGUCGAAGGACAUUUCAACCCCCCCGGGGCUGUCCCUUGUAAGGAAGAACUCGAGACAGACGAGACAAAAACAUAACAAUGGCGGUGCCACAACAACAACCACGAAUAUCUACCAACAGCCUCCCUUUACCGAAUGCGCGAUUCUUCUUCGUCAACCCAUCCCGCGUACGAUCCUACCUCCUCCGCUUGCCUCUCUUCACGCGACUCAUCCUCCUGGCCAUCGUCGCGUUCUGGUUACUCGAGCUCCAGACCGUAUGGAGCGUCACCCAGUGGGGGGCCCUGAUCCCCAAAGAGGUUGGGUUCGGGACCAUGUACAGACUCAACACUUUUCCCUUGAUACACAUGGGUUUCUUCCAUAUGCUCAUGGACACGAUAUGUUUGGUCCCGCUACUGGAGAGGUUCGAGGCCGAAUGGGGGACCUUGACCACCCUGGCUCUGUUUAUGGGUCCUUUGGGUCAAAUACCAGCAGUUUUAUACUUGAUAUUUGAUGGGUUGAUUCUAAGAGACAACACUCCAGUACUUGGGUCGAGUGUCUGGGUGUUCUUACUCCUAGCGGCCGAGUCGAUCAAAACGUACCGUGCGAAUCCACAUAUAGAGAUCUCGGGACAAAAAAUCCCAACGUGGAUUACACCGCUCGCCAUCGUGGUCGUUACCUCUGUUCUGAUACCAAACACUUCAUUUCUAGGACAUUUGAGCGGUUGCAUUACUGGCUAUUUGUGUGAGUUUUUUUAUUUCAAAACAUGCGACCCCAAUCGUGAGAAACGGCUAACAAGUGCUUCUCUUUACAGGGGGACUGGGAUAUAUACGAUUCCUGGCACCACCGGAAAAGGUCCUUCGUUGGAUCGAGGGCAAACUCAACCUCCUGGGCAGACUACCUCACUAUGUUUCUGUCGACCAAAAGACUUAUGGAAGAUAUGGUGUUUUACCCACGAGCUCCACGGCUGGACCAGGUGAGCAUAUGAGUCCAAUUGGACUGGGUUGGAUCGGAGGAGGCUCUGGCUCUGGCGGACAAAGGCUCGGCCCCUGAACUCGUGAUGCUGCCUUUUCAAGGGCUGGAAUACAGUAUAGCAUAGUAUAUUAUGGCAUGGCAUAGCAGGACAGGGCAUGAUUUGGACGUGAUCUAUUUGGAUACGAAAAGGCAUUGCGGGCUCAUUCUCAAUUCUUUGUAUGAUCCCUCUCAUCGGGCAACUCGGCUCGUUCUCCGUCACUCAGGCGUGCAGGACCUUCGCCAUCUGGGAAUGGCUCAUAUUUAUCGAUGAGAUAAUACAUGUCAUCGAAGGCUCUAUGAUAUUGAUCAGCAUCAGCUUCUCUCUCACUUGAAGAUGACUUGUACUAGAUACUCUGACGUGGAACAGGGAAAUUGUCACUCACCUCUGUCGGACGGCCUUGCCUUGGCCU
Messenger RNA from Exophiala oligosperma, 1966 nucleotides. RefSeq lists its product as hypothetical. Gene Ontology annotation, molecular function: serine-type endopeptidase activity. Lineage: Eukaryota; Fungi; Ascomycota; Eurotiomycetes; Chaetothyriales; Herpotrichiellaceae. Bases 647 to 1522 code for a protein of 291 amino acids. The transcript has 4 exons. The record is from RefSeq and is a predicted model, not a curated record. Gene Ontology annotation, cellular component: membrane.